GUCUUUCUCACUCUUCUUGUCGGAAACUCCACUCUCUAUCUCUCUCUCCUCAACUCAUCGCCGGCGUUGCUACGGAUUCUUGAUUUGAAUACUUACCCGGAGAAAAGCUUUAGUCUUUUGACGUUUCCAUGGCUAAACGAUUAGGUUUGGGGAUGAAAAGAGUAACCUUUGUCUUGUCGUGACAUUAAGUGACUUUGAAGAGACAAAUUAGGCGGCUUUUGUAGGGACACGGUACCGGAACCCUUGUUCUGUUUUUGGCAAUGGAAGUAUCAUAGCACUGUCUAUUGUCUGGUUUAUUUUUGUGAUUUUUGUAUUAACUUUUUUUUUGUUAGGGAAAAUUAGUUUUUGUGAUUAGUUAUUUUAGUGGUGGGUUUAUCAGUAAUCUGAUGAUGGAUUUGAACGGUGAGUGUAAGGGAGGAGAUGGGUUUAUUGACAGAAGCAGAGUUAGGAUUUUGCUUUGUGACAAUGAUUCCAAGAGCUUGGGAGAUGUUUUCACCCUCCUUUCACAGUGUUCUUAUCAAGUGACAUCAGUGAAGUCAGCAAGGCAGGUGAUAGAUGCACUAAACGCAGAGGGACCUGAUAUAGAUAUAAUACUUGCGGAAAUUGAUCUCCCAAUGGCGAAGGGUAUGAAGAUGCUUAGGUACAUCACACGUGACAAAGAUCUUCGGAGAAUCCCUGUCAUAAUGAUGUCGAGGCAAGACGAGGUACCUGUUGUGGUGAAGUGCUUGAAGCUAGGUGCUGCUGACUACCUUGUCAAGCCUCUUCGCACCAACGAGCUUCUCAACUUGUGGACACACAUGUGGAGAAGAAGACGCAUGCUAGGACUUGCUGAGAAGAAUAUGUUCAGCUAUGAUUUUGAUCUUGUGGGAUCUGAUCCAAGUGAUCCAAACACAAACAGUACCAACCUCUUCUCUGAUGACACUGAUGAUAGAAGCAUUAGGUCCACCAACCCGCUGAGAGGAGGUUUAAGCCAUCAGGAAAAAGAGUGUCCUGCUGCUACUGGUUCUGUUGAUGGCACAGCCACUUCAGCUCCUCCUCCAUUAAAUCAUUUUCCUGGGUCUCAUCAUGAGCCUAAUCCAGAGAAAUUUUCUUCAGUGCCAAAGAAGAGUAGAUUGAAGAUUGGAGAGUCCUCAGCUUUCUUCACAUAUGUCAAGUCUACUGUCCUGGCUACCAACUGUCAAGAUCCUCCCCAUGUCAAUGGAAACGGCUCACUUCAUCUUCACCCAGGUGUGGUUGCGGAGAAGCUUCAAGUAGUAGCCAGUGAGAUGAUCAACACCACCAAACAAACACGCAGAAGUAGAGAGACUGAGAAAAACUUACAGAAUGGCGGCGCCACGGAACUUCAUGGUAGGAGUUACCAAGAAAGGAAUCAGGUUGCUGUGAACAGAAGUAAGGAUUCAUCUCAAGUUGCCUAUCCUUACUAUAUGCAAGGGGUCAUGAACCAAGUUAUGAUGCAAUCAGCAGCCAUGAUGCCUCAGUAUAGUCAUCAUCAACAUCCUCAUUACCCACCUAAUCAUCUCAAUGGAAUGACAGGAGUUCCUUAUUACCACCACCAUCCCAUGAACACACCCUUACAGCACAAUCAAAUGUCACAGAAUGGUCAGAUGGCUAUGGUUCACCAUCAUCCGUCAUCUAACGAGGUGAGAGCGAGUAAACUUGACAGAAGAGAGGAAGCUUUGCUUAAAUUUAGACGUAAAAGGAACCAAAGGUGUUUUGAUAAGAAGAUUAGGUAUGUGAAUAGGAAGAAGCUCGCUGAGAGGAGGCCGCGUGUUAAGGGUCAGUUUGUUAGGAAAAUGAACGGGGUGAAUGUUGACUUAAAUGGGCAGCCUGACUAUGAUGACGAGGAAGAGGAGGAGGAUGAAGAGGAAGAGGAGAAUAGGGACUCAUCUCCUCAGGAUGAUGCUCAGGGAACUUGAGAAACAUUGAGAACUGAAACCUUAUGUGGGUGUGGUUUAGUAAGUUGAUAAACAUAAGAUGUGUUUGAUCAUGUUCACUCACAUUCAGGAAGAUGUGUAAACCUUUCUCUCCUUCCAGCAGCAUUUCCAUGAAUCUUGUUUUUUACUUUGUAUCCUCUUCCUUUUUAACAUGUAUAAUAAUUACUCCAUGGAAAGGUAAAAGAGACUUAUGUUCCAUAA
Messenger RNA from Brassica napus (rape), 2135 nucleotides. Its product is annotated as two-component response regulator-like APRR1. Gene Ontology annotation, biological process: phosphorelay signal transduction system; cytokinin-activated signaling pathway. The transcript is spliced from 6 exons. The coding region runs from base 387 to 1916 and encodes 509 amino acids. The record is from RefSeq and is a predicted model, not a curated record. Gene Ontology annotation, molecular function: protein binding. Lineage: Eukaryota; Viridiplantae; Streptophyta; Magnoliopsida; Brassicales; Brassicaceae.